Messenger RNA from Sparassis crispa, 4008 nucleotides. RefSeq names its product DUF221-domain-containing protein. Gene Ontology annotation, cellular component: plasma membrane. Gene Ontology annotation, molecular function: calcium-activated cation channel activity. Lineage: Eukaryota; Fungi; Basidiomycota; Agaricomycetes; Polyporales; Sparassidaceae. The record is from RefSeq and is a predicted model, not a curated record. The transcript is spliced from 17 exons. The coding region runs from base 1 to 4008 and encodes 1335 amino acids.
AUGGCAACCAUACAGCAACGGCCGUUCUCGAAGAACUAUAGUGGUCUGAUCAACCAGUCGGUUAUUGCUGGAGUCGUCAUAGUGAUAUGCGUCACAUUCUACGAGACAGCGAAGAGAAAGCGGCGAGGAAGGCACCUUGGUGACGAGCUAGGCAGUGUCGAGUCUUGGCACUUUGGCUAUCUAUAUCAAGGGAGAUCGUGGGCAAAGAGGCCUUCUCCACCGAGCCCAAGAGGUUGGCCUCUUUCUUGGGUUCGACAGGUCAUCGCGUUCCCGGAAGAUCGCUUUAACGAACUUCGUGGUGUUGAUGCAACAUUAUAUGUCCGAUUUCUCCUCAGCUGCUUCUGGUUCGCGCUGGUGCACACCUUCACGACACUACCGAUCUUGCUACCUAUCCACAUCACUUUCUCUAUAGGAGCAAUACCGCCGGCGUCCAUGGUCCGCGCAUCUAUAUCGUCUCUGGUGAACACGACGGAGGGUUUAUCGUUACUGUGGAUCCACCUACUUCUCUUGAUUUGGGUCACUCUCACCUGGAUGUCCACGCUCUAUUGGAUCUGUCGCGGUGCAUUCUCUCUGCGUGGAAAAAAUAUACUUACUGCACCGGGUUUGGCGGCCUCAGGUCCACAAGAAGAGAAGCAGUUACAGUACUUUCCCCACCUGCAUCCUCAACAUCUGUUCCAUUCUUCGCCUCCUCUCGACAAUGACCAGUCAAACCGCGGACUCAGGUUACGGACUGUCAUGGUCACAAACAUCCCCCCCCUCUUACGUUCUGAGAAGGACCUAAAAGAAUAUUUCGAGUAUUACAUGUCGCGUCCUGUCGCGAGGCAUGCUAUUGAACUCACAACUACCACUCAGCCUGGAUUCAUUAUCAAGUCUCUCGCAUUCUUGUUCAAUCAGAGCAGGCUUAUUCCCUUUUACCUUAGGGAGAAGCACGUUACCUCAGGGAAUCGUGACUUAACAACGUCUGAAGGGGUCUUUCAGAGCAGUCAGCCGAAGUCCCAAGACGUUCCCACAAUAGAUCGUGUGGUGGUAGUGCGCAGAAUGACCGAGGUGGCUUCGUUACUUGAACGGCGUGAAGAAGUGCUACGACUUCUGGAGACUGCACAUAUCAAGCUAGCAACGAAGGCUCUGUUUGCUGUGAAGGAAGCCAUGUAUCGUUUUAGCAAGCCUCAUACAGGUCCUCUCCACGCGGCUAUCGCGAAGUUGCCUCUAAGAAACUCUACACCGAAGCCUACCACAGCAGCGCUGAAAGCAGAGAGCACGGCUGGAAUUGAUGGAGCGGAAGGCGAAGACAGAAUGGAACUGCUCAUUCACACUCUCGGACGGCAUGUCUCAUGGCCAUCCAUGCCACAGACCACGCCACCUUUACUUCCUGUCUCAGCCGCAGACUCACGAUCACAAUGUGUGUGGGAGGCCUUACUGAGCCUUCCUCGCAGCACACUAGACGUCUACCAGCCUUUGAUACAUUUGUCUACUCUCUUCCGUGGAAAGACUGUUCCUUCCAUUGACUACUACACUGCCAAACUGGACGUCUUGACGUCUCUCAUAACGGAGAAACGGGCCAGCGCAAUUGGGGAUUAUGAAGCUAUGUCUACUGCGUUUGUCACCUUUGCCGACCCAGCUCAUGCAAGGAGGGCAUGUAAGCAUCUCGCUGUCCACCCUGCGAACCCCCUGCAAUGUCUUGUCACGAUGGCACCGUCGUACGAAGAUCUGGAUUGGAUCAGACUGAUGAGACCGACUUUCAAAGUUGAGUUUGUCAAGGACUGGGUAGUGGAUCUAGGUGUCUGGGGCUUCAUCAUUUUUUGGAUAUUCCCUGUAUCGAUUUUCGUCGGUCUUGUUUCUAUCCAGAACAUUAGUGUCUUCUGGCCUGGACUUGCGACAUAUCUUGACAAGCAUGAAUGGGGGGCAGAGCUCCUGCAAUCGUUCAUACCGACCAUAAUGGUGGCGCUCCUGGCUUUGCUUAUUCCACUGCUCCUUCUGUUGAUUGCGAAGAAAGCACACACGAUUGCUACUCUAUCCUCGUUGCAUGAUAGAGUAAUGACAAGAUACUACAAGUUCCUGGUCGUCAAUGUCUUCGUUUUCUUCUGUGUUGGCACAGCAGCGUUACAGUCAUUCCUAGUGUCUCUCAGUGCAAACUCUGGGUUAGAAGUGAACCAAAUUGCAGAUAGUUUUCCGACCGCAGGUCCUUUCUACGUUGGGUGGUUGAUCUUCACCAUGGCAAUGCAUGGAGGGCUCGAACUUGCUCUAUUUGGGCUACCCCUAGUGACGUAUCUGUCCACGCAACGGCAGGUGACUCCACGAAAGCGGGCACAAGGUAUCCGACCCCGUACCUUCAACUAUUAUUACUGGUUGCCAAACCAUGUACUCGUUGUCCAUGUACUGUUGGUCUUCGCCGUGCUGAAUCCCCUUGUCCUUCCGUUCGGCCUUGUCUACUUCGGCGUUGAGGCUAUAAUUGUGAAAAAUCAGCUUCUACAUGUCUACGCAAAAACCUACGAGGGAAACGGCCGAUUGAUCCUGAUUCGUGUCGUGCGCUAUUCUCUUGACGGAUUGUUGCUUGCUCAGACUGUGUUUUUAGCUUACAUGGUCGUUCUCAAGAAGACUGCCAACGUUGCUGUAUCUGCUGUCCUCAUAGUCAUGACGGCUUUUUUCAAGCUGUCCUUGACUCGGAUAUGCCGCGCGAAAUACGAGCGAGCAGACGUCUUGGAAGCUGAAACUACCUGUGGGACGGAACUCGCCACUCCUGAAGUGCUCCCAACCGAGGAAUCAGCCAAUGGGUGCCCGUCGCAGAAUGUGGAAACUCGCCCCAACAGAGCUAACCACGUGGCCACAACAACGGCAGCUCGUUGGACUUGGCGAUUGCCGGUUGGCCUCAACUUCGCCUACGCGACGAUACCCACCCGACCACAACGGGCGGCCAAACGUCGACCUAAUCCUUUUCGAUCAACAUAUUUUAAUCCAUGUGAGGAUCAAUCAAAGCCGUCUUCCCCUACCGCUGAAUCUUCACCACUUUCACGCGUGCUGGACAAAGCGGAGGAAGUCAUCAUACAACCUAAACAGCGGAAAGACUCGGAAGGACUGCAAAAAUUUGCACCUGUUACUCGGCACCCUCCUCAUCCAGCGUGGGACGACGAACCUUCGCUCGACCAUCCAUACGAUAAUCCGUUCUACAUGCGACCUGUCGAAGAUGUUCUGUGGUUACCGCGCGAUCCGUUAAGACCCCUGAAUCUCGACGACACUAUCGACAUGCGUGUCUCUCUGACGAGCCAACCGGCCUCAGGAGCGCUAGGGACGUGGCGGCAGGACGAGCUCAUCGCAUCAGGUAUCUCACUUUCCAUGUCGAUCCGAAGUGGAUUCAGCUGCUUGUUGGACGACGAUGAGUUGUCGUUCUCGUCAUCGACCAUCGAGCGUAUCGGGUUGGACGGAAGUGAGGAGAUUGACCUUCCAUCAUCCAUUGCGAGCCGUAUAAAAUCGCCCAGGAGGGACGACGACGUCGAGACUACUGCGACAUUGAGGCCUCAGUCAUUGCAUUUGGACCGCCGUAUGCCGAGCAACGGCUCUGGCUCUCGUUCACCUAUACUUGGAUUGGACAUCCGGCGUCCGAGUGCCUUCAGGGUGGAACAGCCUUCCACGUUUCGCUCGUUCUCAGUCGGCGAUGAAGCAAUUGUUACCCCCUUUUCUAAUAGCCUGCCGCCGUCUUUGGAAUGCAAUCCCAGAGAUCGCUCGGUUACGAUGGGCUACGAGCUUGGCAUCCAGCGUGGACAGAGAUUGCGUAGGCCAGCCAAUCCGUCACCGUCUGCCCAGCAUGCGUUCGAGUCCGCCAUGCCAGAAUUGGGUGGACGCGGUCAGCACAUCUCAAAUGUCAUCUCAACAAGGGAAGCGGUUGUUGGCGAAGUUAUCAUGGAAGAGGUGGCUGAAGCGCGGUCACGGUUAAGAGGAGAGGUAGCCGAGUCUGAGUGGGCGCAAGAGCCCGGAUCGUGGAUGACAAGAUGGAUGUUCGCCAAAGAACCGUGA